UGGCUUCAGGUUUCCUGCUGAGAGACAGGAGAAGCAGCCAGAGGAGGCAAGCUAGAAAAGUCAUCUGUGCUUACUUCAGCAUCAGUUAAUAGUUAAACCUGUUGCAACCAAAUCUCAAAUCUUUGAUAGGCCGCUUGUUUUUUGUGUCAAAAACUUGUAUUAUGAAUGAAAAUCUCCUGAGACUUUAGUAUGUCUUCCCCUGACAGCUUUCAUUGUAAAGACAGUGUGCUCUUGAAAGGUUUAUCCUACUACACUGACGAUGGGUUAUGUGAUAGUUUGGAGGGGAGCUCUGUCGAACUGACUGAUGUGUUUGAAGACGAAGGGUGUGAGGGUGAGGUUUGGACUCCACCACCAACCGAACUGACGUGCAAAAUAGCUGCCCAGCUUGAGAACUACCUCUCAGAUGAGAAUCUUGAGGCGGAUGCUUUCCUGUUAAAACAUGUCCAGAGAAACAAGAUGGGUUAUGUCAGCCUGAAGUUGUUGACCUCAUUCAAAAAGAUACGAGAUCUGACGCGUGAUUGGCGCACUACUCUGGCUGCUGCCCAAACUUCUCAGCACCUGGAGGUGAAUGAGAUGGGAAACAAGGUACGACGGAGAACACCAAUCCCUGACCACCUGCUCUGCCUCCCUACUACUAAGCUGCUGCUUGUCUGGAACUUCCUGGCCGGUGCUGGUUCUACCAAAUUCGAGGAAAGUGGGUCAUCUAGAUCUGAUCAGCAAGGGAUCAUGGAGACUGCUAUGUACAUGUUUGGUUCACAUGGUGCAAUCACUUCUCUUCGUAUACUCCGCCCAGGAAAAGAAAUUCCUGCUGAGCUUAAACGCUAUGCGAAAAAACAUAAUGAGCUUGGGCGAAAACUUUGUGCUGUCAUUGAAUAUGAGUACUUGGAUGGUGUGCGCAAGGCAUAUGAUAUUCUGAAAGCCCAGGAGCAGGCGCAAGGUGGGAAAGGUAUCCAUGUUGUACUCCUUGGGAGCCAGGGAACACGGAAGCAAGGGAGCAGUCAGGGCCGAGCAGAGUUGGAGUCAGAGGAGAACGUCGAUAAUGACUGCAAUACAAGGAGAAACCGGAAGUCCAAAAAGCACUUCUACUGCCUGGAAGAUUCAGUUUUGUACAGUUCCUCAGAGUCGGACUUCACUCCAGCCUCACCACGUCCUAACCGUAGAGUUUCGCGUCCUCAGGCUCAGUAUGGUAGUCCCCUGGCCAUCCCACGAAUUUCCACUUCCCAUUCUGACCCUUAUCGAAACCCUCUGAACAGCCCGGUAGGCAGUCCUCUCUUGCCACACAAGCUUUUUCCUGGAGGUCAUGCUGCUUCACCACUAGCCACUUCUCCAUUAAGCAGUACUCCAACUUCCACCUGUUAUUCCUCAUACCAUAGAAGCAAUUGCUCAGGGGAUUUCUUGCAGGAUUGCACUGGGUAUGGAGGGAGUCCAUGGGUCCAACGGCGCAAAAAUGCUGCACAGGCUUUUUAUCCAGAGAAAGGUUGCCCAUUGCCCUCAGAACCGAUAAAGGGAGCUAUCAGUUUGCUAGUGGUGCGCCAGCCAUUGGGCCCUGAUGGUACUAAAGGUUUCCACAACUGCAUUGGUAGAGGGAAGGUACUGCUGCCACACUGAUGCCCUGGUGGAUCUCCGAAAUGAGUUUGCAGGGUGAUAUCCAGUGCAAAAUGUUUUUUUUUAUAAGUGUUUCAAUAA
Messenger RNA from Tachysurus vachellii, 1686 nucleotides. RefSeq names its product La ribonucleoprotein 6, translational regulator b (gene larp6b). Gene Ontology annotation, biological process: RNA processing. The transcript has 3 exons. Gene Ontology annotation, cellular component: nucleus. The coding region runs from base 190 to 1608 and encodes 472 amino acids. Gene Ontology annotation, molecular function: mRNA binding. The record is from RefSeq and is a predicted model, not a curated record. NCBI's taxonomy places the organism in Eukaryota, Metazoa, Chordata, Actinopteri, Siluriformes, Bagridae.